AAAUUUAUCAUAACUUACAUCCCGAUCUCAAACGGCGGGCAUCUCGGAGCAAUCUUAUCUAUAUUCCUGACGAACACAUCCUCCCGUCCCGAUCCCCUGUAAGAUGUGUGCGCCGGGGAUCUCAAGUCUACACAACAAUCACAGGCCAUUAGCAAACUGUUCCAUCCAGCACUUGUCUCAUGUCUUCAGAUACUUGGCUUAGACAUCCGCGAGUAGAGUUUGUCGGGACUUCCGUCUUAGUUAAAAAUACAAGAUAACAAUUGAGAAAACUGCUACGCGCACAAGGGAGACCGACAUUUGUUCGAAGUGGGAUUAUCAAUUUUGGGUUUUGGUUGCCUCGAGCAGAAUGUCAGAGCCGCGGUCCAAAUCUCCUCAGGGCGGAGAAAAUGGUCAGGAUUCGGGAGCACAGGACGAUAAGCCGCGCCUGACCGAAGAGGAGAAGAAACAAAACCAUAUCGCCUCGGAGCAAAAGCGCAGAGAAGCGAUUAGAGCUGGGUUCGACCGCCUCUGCGACCUCGUACCUGGUCUGGAAGGCCACGGUCGUUCCGAAGGUUUUGUACUGAAGGAAACGGUGAAGUAUAUGAGGGAGCAACUUGCCCGACGACGCGAAUUAGUUGAGGAAGCCGAGACGCGGGGAGCUACUGUCCCAGAUCACUUGAAAGAGCCUGUCAAAAUUCUAGAGAGGAUGGAGGCCCGGCAGAGGGAUUUACAUGAAAGGUUUGGAGGAAAAAGUUCGGACGGAGAGGGCUCAUGAUGUAGAUGACGGCCAAAGCGCAGGCAUUGUCAUCAAUGUUUACUCAGAUCAUAAAACGACUAGAUAUGGGAUUAAUAUGAAUAUAAUGGAUCAAUUGAAGCAGACUACAGAGUCUACGAUUUUUUAUUAUUCG
Messenger RNA from Annulohypoxylon maeteangense, 887 nucleotides. RefSeq lists its product as uncharacterized. Gene Ontology annotation, biological process: regulation of transcription by RNA polymerase II. Bases 347 to 754 code for a protein of 135 amino acids. Lineage: Eukaryota; Fungi; Ascomycota; Sordariomycetes; Xylariales; Hypoxylaceae. The record is from RefSeq and is a predicted model, not a curated record. The transcript is spliced from 3 exons. Gene Ontology annotation, molecular function: RNA polymerase II cis-regulatory region sequence-specific DNA binding; protein dimerization activity; DNA-binding transcription factor activity, RNA polymerase II-specific.